CCAACAAAUCACAAAUCUUCUUUCUCAUUUUGUGGACAUCAAUUAACUCCACUUGACAGCUCUGUCAAGUGAUCAAAACGAAAUCAAGAACCAUUUCAAAACAAAAAACCUCAACCAUAUGAAAACAAGCGGAUUAAUUUUUAUCUAGUCGAAAAUUACGAACAAAAAUGGUUUUCGAAAACUUUUUCUCGAGGUUCACCAAGUCCCUCACCGUAAAGGCACAGGAGGAAGCUGAAGAAGAGGAUGUUGUUGAUCCACAAGAAGUUUUGAGAGCCGAAUGCAGAGAAACGGAGCACUGUAAACAUUUGGCCGACAUAUUACAGCAAUGUACUGAUAGAGUAAAUUCAAAGACACACACUACAGAAACUUGCGCUGAAGAACUUUUCGAUCUGCUUCAUGCUAUUGAUCACUGUGUCACACCAAAGUUAUUCGGUCAGCUGAAGUGAAAUUAAUUAAGUGAAUCGCGAUUAGUAGAUUAUGUAUAAAAGUCAAUAAAUAUGUUCAAAUAAAACUGAA
This is a messenger RNA of Coccinella septempunctata (seven-spotted ladybird), 516 nucleotides long. It is a transcript of the gene UQCR-11, whose product is annotated as cytochrome b-c1 complex subunit 6, mitochondrial. The record is from RefSeq and is a predicted model, not a curated record. NCBI's taxonomy places the organism in Eukaryota, Metazoa, Arthropoda, Insecta, Coleoptera, Coccinellidae. Gene Ontology annotation, biological process: mitochondrial electron transport, ubiquinol to cytochrome c. Bases 168 to 446 code for a protein of 92 amino acids. The transcript is spliced from 3 exons.